AGCGAGCCAGUGGCAGAACGACUUCCGGCGGCGGGAGCUGCGCGGCCCCUUAUCAUGGGGACAAUACAUCUCUUUCGAAAAUCACAAAGAUCUUUUGUUGGCAAGUUAUCACAGGAAUUUAAAUUGGUAGCAGCAGAUCGAAGGUCUUGGAAGAUCUUGCUUUUUGGUGCUAUAAACUUACUGUGUACUGGAUUCCUACUUAUGUGGUGCAGUUCUACUAACAGUAUAGCUUUAACUGCUUAUACAUAUCUGACAAUCUUUGAUCUUUUCAGUUUAGUGACAUGUCUGAUAAGCUACUGGGUAAUGGUGAGGAAACCAAGCCCAGUCUAUUCGUUUGGGUUUGAAAGAUUAGAAGUCCUGGCAGUAUUUGCUUCCACAGUUCUGGCACAAUUGGGGGCUCUCUUUAUAUUAAAAGAAAGUGUGGAACGUUUUUUGGAGCAGCCUGAAAUACAUACGGGACGAUUAUUAGUUGGCACUUUUGUGGCUCUCACAUUCAACUUGUUUACAAUGCUUUCUGUUAGGAAUAAACCUUUUGCUUAUGUCUCUGAAGCUGCUACUACUAGUUGGCUUCAGGAACAUGUUGCUGAUCUUAGUAGAAGUUUGUGUGGCAUCAUUCCAGGGCUUAGCAGUAUAUUCCUUCCUCGAAUGAAUCCUUUUGUCUUGAUCGAUAUUGCUGGAGCUUUUGCUCUUUGUAUUACAUAUAUGUUAAUUGAAAUAAAUAAUUAUUUUGCGGUAGACACUGCUUCAGCAAUAGCUAUUGCUUUGAUGACAGUUGGUACUAUGUAUCCAAUGAGUGUGUAUAGUGGGAAGGUGUUACUCCAGACUACACCGCCUCAUGUUAUUGGACAAUUGGAUAAACUUAUCAGAGAGGUUUCUACCUUGGAUGGAGUAUUAGAAGUCAGAAAUGAACACUUUUGGACACUGGGAUUUGGUUCAUUGGCUGGAUCAGUGCAUGUUCGAAUUCGAAGAGAUGCAAAUGAACAAAUGGUUCUUGCUCAUGUGACCAACCGACUCUACACUUUGGUGUCAACUCUGACUGUUCAGAUUUUCAAAGAUGAUUGGAUGAGGCCUGCUUUAAUAUCUGGACCUGUUGCAGCCAAUAUGCUAAACCUUCCAGAUCAUCAUAUAAUCCCAAUGCCACCUUUAAAGGGUGAUGACUUGAACCCUCUCACAUCAACUCCAGCUAAACCCAGUACUGCACCUCCAGAAUUUUCUUUUAAUACACCAGGGAAAAAUAUGACCCCAGUUAUUCUUCUAAAUACACAAACUAAGCCUUAUGGUUUGGGCAUUAAUCAUGGAUCCACACCAUAUAGCAGUAUGUUCAGUCAAGGAUUUGGAGCACCAGGAAUGGGAGCAACUCAAGGAUUCAGGACUGGUUUUACAAAUAUACCAAGCAAAUAUGGAACUAACAGUAGAGGGCAACCCAGAUCAUAAGACACUGCCAUUUGAUCUUAUUUAUUCUUAUUAAGGGUAUCAACUUUUUGACCUCUGGUCUCUUUAGCUGUCCAGACAUGUCAACAUCUGAUCAUUCAUUCUAAAUAUUAGGAAUUGAUGGUCUAAUUCUCAUUUCAUGAAGCCUAUAAAAUUAUACUUUUUAUAAAACUUCUUUAAGCUAAUGAAAUUCUCCUGAAUUAGCAGAGUUUAAAUGGAUUUGCUAUAUAGGAAGUGUGUUCCUCUAAAUUCAGAUUUUGCUUCUUUUUCAUUUUUUUUAAUUGAUUAUAGUAUGAUAUUGUGUUAGCUUUAUAAGAAAUCACUUCACACGAGUGUCAACAUUUCCUUUUCUUGGUAAAAAGAUGUUUUCCUCGGUUGAGAUUAUGAAUCUGUUUCCUGAAUAAUGGUAAGAAUUUCAGGAAUAAGAAAAAAUUACCAUUAUGAAAGUAAAGGUCUCUUCUACAGCUUUUCCAAAGUCAGUUAUAUUUUCUUUGGGGCCACAUUAGCCUUUGGAAGUUAUUGUGUUACAAAGUAAAAUCAAAGUCUCCUUUUACUUGAAGUUUUCUAUACAUGUUUUACUGACCAAGAUUUUAAAAUGUCGUGACUAGAUUUUUAUCAUGGUUUUUAUUGUUGUUUACAUUUAGCAAUCAAUAAGGAUUUUCACUAAUUUUUCUGCAGUUUUAAAUGAACUAUGCUUCUCUUCAUUAUACUUUUGGUUAACUUUUUAACCAUUCAUCAAUGUGCAGUGAUUACUCUAGUAAGGAAUUAAUGGUGGAAAUAGUCAUAAUUAUACAACUUUUAUAAUUUAUGACCCUUUUACUAGUUCACUCUUCUGUAUUUCAUGAACACAGCUGUAUUGACCAUAUCUUACUUGCAAAUUCACAUAAAUAUUUUGGUUUUUACACUGUUUGAUGUCACAAAAACAAAAUGGGACUUUAGAUUGUUAUACAAUAUUACAUCUCCUGAGGGCAGAAUUGUACUUUAUUAUCCUGCUUUAUCAGGAAUAGUGAAAUAGUAAUGGUAGCAAUAUUUUUGAAAAUGGCAUAGGACAUUUAUUUAUUUUGAAUGUUUUCCAUGUGUAUAUUAUGUGGACUUUCCAGUAUAGCUAGUGCUGCUUUGUAUAAAGCCUAGUAAGUAAUACCCAAAUGUUCUCUUAAACGUAGUCAACUUUAUAUGACCUCUAUGACCACUGUUUUUAACAGGCGAUUUAAUGGGUAAUUGAAGUUAAAUUUCCCCGUUUGCCAGGGAUCUUCCAGUAAUUAUAAUUUGGAUGUUCCUCUUGGUGCUGCUUUUAUGGAUGUAUGACCUCAACCUUUUAACAUCCAUCCACAGAAGAUUUUAAUUGAAUUCAGAAUGUUCAUGAAGACCAUCCCACCUUCAACAAAGUAUCAGACCUCUCCCUGUCACUGAGGGAUUAUGAGUUGGAGGCUUGGAGCAAGUGGGAAUGAAGAAGCUCUUUGGAAGUGCUUUGAAAGACCCCUAUUUGCCUCAGGAUGAGGUCUAGUCUACCAAUAUCCAGAGGAAAACAACUCCAUGGAGCAGAGUUUUAUUGUCCAGUAGAAAUGUGUAGCCAUAUCCUAAUAACUUACUUGGUGAGCACUCAUCCAUCUUCCAUAUUUAUAGUGUCAUGUAGACAAUUGGGGGUGUAGGAAAAAUCUAAUCAAAAUUGUAUGUUUACCCUGAAGAGAAUGAGACUUGCUCAAAUAUGGUAAGGGAGCUUUCCUUCUUUCCUGUCUUAUGCUGUACCAUACCUGUGGCACUGCCUAUUAAAAGGCUACCACUACAGGAAGGUCUUAACACCAGUCACCAACCAAAUGUGCCUGUGACUAUCUUCAAAGACCAGAAGAACUUCCAUAUCCUGAGAGGUGGUAAAAGGUAUGUUUUCCGUGUGGUUUUGUCUUUCAUACCCUGCAUACAGCCUCUACUUCUGUGAGAAUAAUGAUGUUUGGGUGCUGACUGAGUCUGUGAAGCCUACUUCUUCCAUAUCCAUUCAGAGGUGGCCACCUGUACAAGUGCCCCACCAAAGGUGCUUUAAUUACUGUUUACACUAGUUGAGAAUAGUUAUUCAAAGUUUACCCGUAGGAUGUGAAAGCAGAACUGGCUCUACCUGCUGCUAUUUCAUUCAUCUGCCAUCUGCUUUGGGUGAUGCUAGUCUGUUAUGCAUUUUGUUUUAUAAGGCAUAUUUUUUCAGACUAUCCCACAGGAAAAACAAAAGUCUUGCUAGCAAAUAGCCUAUAAGUAACAACUUUGAUGUUGCCAUAGUGCCAACUAUAGGUAUCUAGGCAUGACGUUUGAAAGGAUUUAAGUACUUGUCAUCUAGUUUGAGUUUUAUGAAGAUUUCUCUAAAGAUGUGAUCAGCAGGCAUUGAAUUGAGCAGCAACCAUACAUGUAUAUCAAUGCCCCCUUGCUGAAUAAAGAAUGUUGAGCCCAGAAUUUUUUAUUGCAGUGACUACCUCAACAUAAUGGCCAACUUUUAACCUAUGCUGACACCAAAGCCAUUAAUUUGAGCUACCAUGGGAAUGAGAGGUGGAUAGUUUGGUGCUAAUUAAAUAGUUGUGGGGUUUUUUUUCCAGACAACAUGGAGGUAAGGCUAGAUUUUUGAACUAGCAUAAUUUCCUUUUGGGUUUAUUACAUUUUUUCUGGGGUGAGGAUAUUAAAAUGAUUUGGGCAGUGUGUUUUUUACUCCUAUGGAAUGCAGGCAUGGAUCUCUCUUUUCCAAUGACUGAAGCCUAUGAUUGGUGAUUAAAAAGGCAUAGCAGCUCUUUGAUAGAAAAGUCUAGAUUUUAUGCCUCUGAUUGACAGUAUUCUGGCUGAGCUAUGAACAGCUGCUAAUUUUCUACUAAAGUAUAGGAUACUAAUCCAUCUCUAAUAAGAGGUGUUUUUAAAAUAUUCUGUAUUAUUUGAAUUAAGCUAUUUGAGUCUAAGAAUGUUUAGGUACAUUGAUUUUAAGCAAUUGUUGCACUCAUUUUUGUACGUUUCAUUAAGUCCUUUAUGCAACUGAUGUUUUUAAGAAUCUAACAUGUACAGGACACAAAGCUAAUACAAAGAUAAGUUAGCUGUCAAUUCAGUUUAAUUCAACUAACACUAUUAAGCACUUACUACAUAUAAGACACUGAUACUUGCUGGAGUUACAAAGAUAAAAAGAAAACAAACCCUGUCUUCAUAGGACUUAGAUUCUGAUAAAGGAGAUAAUGGAUACAGUUAAUAGCUACAGUACUUCCAUUUCAGUGACUCCUACCUGGUCUCUCUUGACUGACUUCAUAUUUCAUUCAGCUUCAACCAAUAAACAUGGGAUGACUAAAUGAGGAGUGAGGAGGGCUCAAAGUGGAAGGGAGAGAGAACAGAUUUUUUAUUUUAUAUAAAUUUAAGAGAUAACUAUAAAGGCUAUAUUAUAUACUUAACAGUGAUCCAGUAUUUCAGGACUUAGAGCAGAGCUUUUAAGCAAUUUAGACUUUUUUUUAAAGUGAGGCAAUUGGGGUUAAGUGACUUGCUCAGGGUCACACAGCUAGUAAGUGUUAAGUGUCUGAGGCCGGAUUUGAACCCAGGUACUCUUGACUCCAGCGCCUGUGCUCUAUCCACUGCGCCACUUAGCUGCCCCUCCUUUUUUUAAAUUUAGACUUUUUAAACAGUUAAUAGUUUAAAUUUAUUAGGUUUAUUAAUAUUGAGAUCAUCAUCAAAUUGCAGCCUAAUCAACUUGAUUUCUUACAAAUAAUUUAGCUACUGUAAUGCAUAAUCAAAUUUUCUGGUCAGGAAGCAAUUUCUUUGCUUCUGAAGUUUAAAAAAAAACACAAUUUUUUGAGAUUCACUAAUAUCCCCAUAAUGAUAAAACAUUCUUUACUGCUCAUACAAUUCCCUGCCAGACCCAGCUGCUGGAAGUUUUCCAGAAAUUUCUUCUCAAAUGAUCCUAAGAAUAGAAAUAAUGAUGGUGUUAGUUUGAAGUGAGCCUCAAUCUCUUCAAAAGACACAUUUUCUGAAUUUAAUUUUCUUUGCACAUAGAACUAAUUGAAAGAAUCAUUGACCUCAUUGUUUACAAAUACCAUGUUGGGACAAGCAUUUAAUAUCAGAAAACAAUGUGAAUAUUUUAUCUUGGAGGUAACAGGAAGCCACAUGAUUUUUUUGACUAAAAGGUGACAAAGACUUGUGCUUUAGGAAGAUUACUUCAAUACCUAAGUGGAGAAUGGACAAGUGAGAAGAGCCUUGAAAUAGGGAGACUAACAAACUAUUGUUUGUGACAAUAAUGCAGGUAGGAGGUGAUGAGGAUCUGCAUUAGAGUGGUGGCAAUGUCUGAGGAGAGAAGGGAGAGUAUACAAGGGAUAUAACCAUGGCAGAAACAAUAAGACUCAGCAGCUGAUUAGGUAUGGGGGCCAGAGGGGUGGGUGAGAGAGUGAGGAGUGAAACCUGAGGGACUGGUAGGAUAGUCAUACCCUCAAUCAUAAUGGAGAAUUUAGGAAGUGGUGAAAGGGGUGGGGGAGAUAAUGGAGUUCAGUUUUGGACAUGCUGAGUCUAAGAUGCCUAUGGGGCAUCCAGUUUGAGAUGUACAAUAAGCAGUUUGAAAUAUAAGAUUGUAGGAAAGAAGUUAGGGGGAGAGAGAUCUGAGAACCAUCUGCAUAGCAAUAAUUAAAUCUAUGAGAGCUGAUUAGAUUAUGAAGUGAAAGACUAUAGAGAGAGAAAAGGGCCUAGGACAGCCUUGGGGACACCCACUGUUAGCAUGACUAGCAUCAAGAUUCAGUAAAAGGAGACAGAAGGAAUUGUCAGGCAGGAGGAGAAUCAGAGAAAAGCAUUGUCAUGAAAACCUAAAAAGAUUAUCAUGAUGAUCAACACUUGCAAAAACUAAGAUUGGGCUGCCAAUAAAAUGAAAAUGCCAAAAUAAUUAAAAUAGUGAUACCUGAAUUACCUUAGAGAUUUAGUGCUUUAUCAGUGAAACUACUAAAGGAGUACUUUACAGAACUAGAUGAAAUAAUAAUCAGAAUGAAUAAAGGGGAGUGAUAUGUAAUAUUGCUGGAAAGAUUAUGAAAAGCUUUAACUGCCCCAAAGAAAACCUUAUAUCUGAUCCUAGAGGUUAUGGAAUUGUACCCUGGACUUUAUCUACUAUGCUUUUACACGGGGUAUCUUUGUCUCAUCCUAUACCCUGCGCCUCUUUUCAUCUGUUUAUGUGUUGUCUUCCCAGUUAGAAUGUAAGCUCCUUGAGGGCAGGGACUAUCUUCCUGCUUGUGUUCAUAUUCCCAGCUCUUGGCACAGUGCCUGGCAUAUAGUAAGUGCUUAAUAAAUGCUUGUUGCUUUA
Messenger RNA from Dromiciops gliroides (monito del monte), 6712 nucleotides. RefSeq names its product solute carrier family 30 member 6 (gene SLC30A6). The transcript has 14 exons. Gene Ontology annotation, cellular component: membrane. The record is from RefSeq and is a predicted model, not a curated record. NCBI's taxonomy places the organism in Eukaryota, Metazoa, Chordata, Mammalia, Microbiotheria, Microbiotheriidae. Gene Ontology annotation, molecular function: monoatomic cation transmembrane transporter activity. The coding region runs from base 55 to 1434 and encodes 459 amino acids. Gene Ontology annotation, biological process: transmembrane transport; monoatomic cation transport.